Messenger RNA from Coccidioides posadasii C735 delta SOWgp, 567 nucleotides. RefSeq lists its product as uncharacterized. The record is from RefSeq and is a predicted model, not a curated record. Gene Ontology annotation, cellular component: cytoplasm; Golgi lumen; cis-Golgi network. Gene Ontology annotation, molecular function: glutathione disulfide oxidoreductase activity. NCBI's taxonomy places the organism in Eukaryota, Fungi, Ascomycota, Eurotiomycetes, Onygenales, Onygenaceae. Gene Ontology annotation, biological process: cellular response to oxidative stress.
AUGUUCCAAAAAUUGAAGCCGGGAAAAUUAAAGCCAGAGGAUAAACAGGCUAUCGCCGUUGACAGACAGCGAUAUGAAAGCCCGGUGGCGCCGAAAGGCGACUCUGAAGGGGAGCAUGGUGGCGGAUCUGUGGCGGGGCGGGUGAAGGUGCCCCCGUCGGACGAGAAGGGAAAAGAUGUGCCAAAGCAGGAAAGCGAUUCGAAAGAAGUGGAAAUUGAGGUGGAAUUCAAUUCCAUACUGAAGAGAUCGCCAAUCAUUAUAUUCUCAAAGUCCUACUGUCCCUACAGCCGCAAAGCAAAAUAUAUUCUCCUCGAAAAGUAUAGCAUUGUCCCUGCGCCCUUCGUUGUCGAAUUAGACGAGCACCCGCUCGGGCAGGAGCUACAGGCCUUGCUGUCGAGCAAUACUGGGCGCAGGACUGUUCCAAAUGUCCUCAUCAACGGCAAGAGUAUCGGUGGUGGGGACGAUAUUGAAGCACUUGAUAUCUCGAGGGAACUAGCCCCGAAAAUAAAGCAGAUGGUUGGAAGAAGAUUGGUGGAGGCAAAACGGAUUGAUGAUAAGCCGGUCUAA